AUGAAGCUCACAGCCGUUCACAUCACACUCGGCUUGGCCCUGGCUGGUCACAUGUCAGCUGCGGCUCCGAUCCCAAUGUCCGCUGAGAUACCCGAUUCGACCACAGUCACCAGGCCGCAGCAUCAGUAUGAGAAAUCUCAGUUCGCAGUCGGUCCCGAUGAGCUGGGCUCUAGUCUGCGCCUCUCUCGCCUUCAAGGCACUGCGAUAAGCCCGACUGCAGCAGGCAAACUCAAUCGUGCCGACUUUUUCGCUGAGCGAGGCGAGUCAGAGGACCAGAUUCCUGUCGUGCUUGUUGCGGAGCGAGACUCCGCUAGGCCGCCUCAAGUUUACAUGCUUGGUCAGCGCGAUGAGGGGGAGGCGCAAGCUCAGCCAGAGGUCUUCCUCGUCAGUCAGCGGCAGGAAGAGCCUCCAAUUCUCAUCGUGAACCAAAGGAAUGAAGACAGUGCAAAAACUGCAGCCGCCCAGGGUAUGCCUUACCUCGUCCUUGGCAAGCGCGCUGAGCAGACAGUCCUCAUCCGCGGCCAAAGGGAUGCCGGCGAGCACCCCAAGGAGGUGCCAAUCGUCUUCACGGGCAAGAGGGAGAAUGACGACGACGACCUGCAGGCCCGACCUCACUUCCUUCUGAGCGAACGCGACAAGCAGCCUGUCCUUAUCAUAGGACAACGAGACAACGAAGAAGACAUCAGUCAGGGUCAGCUCAGCCUCGACGUGGUCGAGCGCGACACCCAAGGCGUGCCAAUCUUCUUCGUUGGCCAGCAACAGCCGCAAAGCAAUCAGCGUCGCGUCCUUGAUGAGCACUCGACCAGUUCGCAUGGUCCCCGCCUGUACGAAUUCGGUGCGAUGGACGCGCGAACCUUCAAAAUCAAGGACUCAUGGAAGAAGAAGAUGAAGAAGGGACUCAAGGACGUCGGUCUGCGCAUGGCCGACUCGGCGGGUAUGUCAUUCAUGAUGACUCAGCUUCAAAAGGUUCACGACAAGGAUAAGCCGAAGCAAACUACGUCGAAGACAACUCCAUCGCCUGCGCCUGGUGGCACGACCAAGUCAUCGAGCGGCAAGAGGGCUGAGGGUGCCCAAGAACGCAUCACACCAGCAGCAACUGAGGAAGAUGGUCCCCUACUUCGUCUCGUCUAUCGUCAAGCAGACGAAAAGAAUGGUGAGGGCGACAGAGGGAAGCAAAUCGAUUCCUCGGACUCUAAGUCUUCGUCGAAACCAGACCCUGCGUCUUCCACCGCAAAGGUCGACGCUGCUGCUUCAGCUACAGCUGGCAAAGGUGGGUACGCCAAGCUAGGAAAAGCCGUUUGGAAUGCUGGCGUCUCGUUCACCAAGGGCAUGGUAGGCGGUAUCUCGAAUCGCGUCGUCUAUUGGCUGUCCACUCCGAAGAACAACAGGAGAUCUGACGACAAUGAUGCCUACGCUCACAUCGCAGAUGCACUGCGACGACGUGAAGAAGAGGUAGAGCAGCAGCGCCUUGGGAUGCGUCGCUCGCCGCCAAACAAGCCUACCUUGAGCAAGCGAGGCGACAUCGAUGUCGCUGCUGCUAUUGCGCCGAAAAGGGAAGGCCAGGCGGCAGACCGCAUUUUCUUGGUAUCUCCCGUUCAAGAGCGCGAAGAAUCGCCUUCAGACGUCUCCACAGCGCCGGACACUCGAGAGUCCGACGAUGUAUCUGCAGCUCUCCUCGGCCGUACCAACGUCGACGACCCGGCCGCUCGCAUCGAGAGCAGUGCCGCUCACCAGCAAGAUCUACCCGAGGCAGGAUCCACCACCUUGCCAACCAGCCACCACGUUGACUCGCUGCUCACUGCUGAGGAUCGUCUUUCAGUGGGCAACAGCGAAUCUUACCGCAAGAUGCUGGAUUCCUUGCGUGUCACUCGUGACGAAGACGAGCUGUCAUCGCCUCAAAAUGCAGUUGACGCCGAGCAAAGGUCCGACAUAGACUUGCGCAGGCUAGUGGAAAGCAUGACGAUGCUUCCUCCAUUGAUCUCGCAACGUGAUGCCAGCGACACCUCGUCCCGUCAUUCCGAUGAUGUGAUCGACCUCCUCUCUCGCGAGGCCAGCUCAAGCCUCCAAGGACGUGGCUUCUGGCGCAAGUUGGGCUUGGCAGCCGCCUUUGUUAGGAAGCUCAUCCGUCGCGACGACGCCUACCUCCAAAACUUGAACUUCCCAGCCAGGCGUGAUGGCGCCCUGCAUCCAAUUGGUCAAGCGCUCGAGUCCAUGAUCGCAGCCAUCAAGAACGCCGACGAGGCUACAAUACAGAAGGCGAUUGACGGCAUGGUGACCCACAAGGAGAUGACUGCUGACGAAGCAAAAGAGCUACAGACCCUGCUCACGGAGCUCAAAGCAGAGUCCGGCAAGCCCGUCCAUCAGCGUGACCUCAACGACCUCGUGGACGACCUUCUUGCCGACCGUGACUCCAGCGAGGAUCUCAACGCACGCGACUUCAUGAGCUUUCUCCAUGACAUCGGAACCGAUGCAAAGCAUUUUGCUCAGGGCUUCGACGCUCAGACGCUCGCCCUCGCCCUCCGAGCACUCGACGAUGACGCUCUCGAUGCCCGUUUCAAGAUGCCGAAGAUCCCACCGAAAGUCAAGAAGGUGGCCAGCGGGCUAAGCAAGGGCGCUGGCUUUCUUGGGACGGCUGGUAUGCUCCUGAGCAUCCUGAGGAGAGCAAAUGGCCUCGAUAUUUGA
Molecule: messenger RNA, 2682 nt
Organism: Jaminaea rosea
Lineage: Eukaryota; Fungi; Basidiomycota; Exobasidiomycetes; Microstromatales
Exons: 6
Coding region: 1-2682 (893 amino acids)
Source: RefSeq, a predicted model, not a curated record